GCGGUGCUUAACCAUGGAGUAAGCCCCGGGAGCGAGCCGGCACAUGCGUUUGCAAUUGCACACCAGCCACUCCAAGUGUACCUGACCUGAGGACAGGGACCCCGCUUCGCGAGGAGAGGAGAUCACAAGGUUCAGACUUGAGAUCCGGAAUGGCGUCGAUCUCGAGCCCGCUGCCGGUGGCCUGGUACCCCGCGCUAGCCGUCCUCACGGUCGCCGUCGGCCUCAUGCUCACCGCCUCCUUCUUCAUUUAUGAAGCGACCGUAUCCACGCGCAGCCGAAGCUUAGCCAAGGAGCUCACCACCGCAGCUGUUGCUUCCGUUUUUCUGGGUUUUGGAUCUCUUUUUGUUCUCCUGGCAAGUGGUGUUUAUGUCUGACAAGGGACUUGCAGCCUAUACCUACAUGGACAUCCAAGAAUUUCUCUAGGGGAAAGGACAUCAAAGAUUGAAAAUUCGUGUUUACAUGUAGUCUUGUAUUUAGAAGUUUAUUUCAGUUAACCCUCGCUUCUCAUGUUAUAUGACAUAUUACUAUCAUAAUACAAAUACUGAAUAGAAAGAUUGAGGUGCCUGUAGUUAUUGCCUGCAAACUGAAGCAAAGUUAACUUUUAUCAGUUU
Triticum dicoccoides is the source of this 611-nucleotide messenger RNA. Its product is annotated as transmembrane protein 258-like. The transcript has 4 exons. Lineage: Eukaryota; Viridiplantae; Streptophyta; Magnoliopsida; Poales; Poaceae. Bases 150 to 374 code for a protein of 74 amino acids. The record is from RefSeq and is a predicted model, not a curated record. Gene Ontology annotation, cellular component: oligosaccharyltransferase complex.